AAUUUAUAAAUGUUCCUUAACUGCAUGGUGUGUUUUUCAUUUUGAUUACUAUUGUAAAAAUACUCGUGUACACGCCUAAUUAAUUUAUUUCAAUUUGCAGAUAUGGAAAUUAUUCGGUGCUUAUCUAUGAUAUGGUUCUUCGGGGUAAUCACAUGUGAUUCAAUGGAUAACGCAACAUGGAGUAAUUGGUCUGAGUGGACCGACUGUAAUUUGAUAGACGGAAUCUGCAAUAAUGGUACGAUGGAUGGUAUUAAAUACAGAAUGCGUACAUGCAUUGUACCGCCUUGUAAUGGGGACAUUUAUGGACAAGAAGAUUGUACAGUCGAAUGCAGUGAUGUAUGUAAACGGGAUGGAUACCAGUUACGUCAUCUCACAUUCCGAUACGACGACGACUGCCACCUAUGUGCUUGUUAUCAGGGAAACAUGAACUGCCCUCACGUAUAUUGUGAUAUAAUGGGAUCCUGCGAUGUGAAUGAAUGCGAUAGGACAUGUCCAGUCGGAUCACCACUUGAAAAUAAACUUGGCGAGACUGUGUUCUGUAGUAUUCAGGAUAAGUAUGCGUUUCCGCUUGUCGAUAUUAUUGAAUGCCCUACUGGAUACAGUUGCCACGUUGUUAAUAACACUCAAGUUGACUUUGUAUCAUCGGUCUGCUGUCCGGAUUACGAAUUUUCUGUCACUUGCGACAACGAUAAAUUAAGUAUUAGCUUGGAGGAGAAUUGGAUUUUGAAGGCACUCAGCUUGCAAACGGCUAACGUCCAAAACUUCCAUCUAACCGACGUCAGCUGCACCGGUAAACGAGUUACUGUGGAUGGAAAUGUUAUCUAUGUCUUCGAAACAGGAUUGAAUGAUUGCGGGACAGAGGUGACGGAAAUGGAAAUCGAAGGCGUUCAUCGCAUUCUGUACACGAACUAUGUGCAUAGUAAACGAGGUACAAUGAUUGCGAAGAUGGAAUGUUGCUUUGACACUGAAUACACCAUUGCGCCAAUGCAUAUUGUUGCAAAUCCUUGUCACGUCGAUGUCACGUUGGUAGGAUCUGGAACUUUCACAGUCGAGAAUGCCUUGUGUACGAACGAUACCUUCGCAGCGUUAUUUGACCCAACAGCUUUCCCAAUUGCGAUAUGUGAUGGUGUCUUGAUUUACUUUGAAAUCGGGUGCAUUACUAUAGACCCUGGUCUGGAGCUCUUUGUUGAAACAUGUUUUGCAACUGACAAUUUUGAUCCUACUGAUUCAAAUUCUGUUCACGCUGACUUGAUAGAAGAUGGUUGCCUAAAUGAAGACACAAUGGUAGAAUACACUUCGCCAAACCCACAAUGGACCAAACGCUAUGGGUGGGAUGCAUAUAAUAUGGUGAAUGAUCGACCGGACGGAGAAGAGAACAUUGAUAUUUAUAUCCAUUGUAACGUGGUUAUAUGCAAGGCUGGCGAAGUAGGCACUCGAUGCUCUGAGGGAUGUCUUGGCCGUAAGAAAAGAUCUGUGUAUGACUCCAAAUUUACUUCAGGUAGCUCUAUCAUAAUUCAAGGGCCUCUGAAGAAAUCGUCCAACUGCGAGGCCUAACGUAAUGGCGACGCUGAUCCAGCAAAAUCAAUUGUACUUUACUGGAACCUAGUCGUGUUAAUGUAGCUUCUUAUACAAUUACUAGUAUCCAUCCAAAUGAACAACUUCAAUUUGUACAUUUGAGUUAAAUUAAAUUGAUAU
Molecule: messenger RNA, 1695 nt
Organism: Saccoglossus kowalevskii
Lineage: Eukaryota; Metazoa; Hemichordata; Enteropneusta; Harrimaniidae
Product: oncoprotein-induced transcript 3 protein-like
Source: RefSeq, a predicted model, not a curated record